This is a messenger RNA of Trichoplusia ni (cabbage looper), 1424 nucleotides long. RefSeq names its product cuticle protein 8-like. NCBI's taxonomy places the organism in Eukaryota, Metazoa, Arthropoda, Insecta, Lepidoptera, Noctuidae. Gene Ontology annotation, cellular component: extracellular matrix. The coding region runs from base 827 to 1342 and encodes 171 amino acids. The record is from RefSeq and is a predicted model, not a curated record. The transcript has 4 exons.
UUGAUCAUUAGCGUCACAGCCUGUGGCCUGGUUUUUGCUGAACUGAGCCUGUUUGACACAGUCGUAAGGCACAGGAUACCUUAUUUUGUAUUAUUCCUUAGCCAUCGUCUCGAAAUUUGUCAUUUUAUUUUUGUAAAUAAAUGCCUGUCUUUAAAAUCAAGAUAAACGUACUUACUUUCUUCUUCUUUUAAUAAUAUUUUCAUGACGCGGUAUACGCUCUGCGCUUCUGUUGCAUAACAUAUUGUCGUUGAUAUUCUUAACUCGAAAACUGAGAAUUUAUUAGUUCAAACCAAUAAAUCGGCUUAAAGUAAAAUAAAGUUAUAACUAAAACUACCGGCCUAUGCUGGAUGAUUCGUUCAUAUUCCACGCGUGACUCAAUAGGGCUGAUGCUUGUCGCGCCAGCAGGAUUGUCAGAAAGGGUUACGGCGGCUAUGGUGUGGAGGGAACAUGGGUGGGUUUUAGUCAAAGACAAAGGUUUCUUUCCGCUAAACCCAAAGGGGAAGGUGUCAUUAAUUUCAUGAUUUCCCAUCCCAAACAAAAAAUUAUAAAUCAAUAAAAAUUCAGUCUUUUUUACGGAAAUUCCAAGGUUAAAGGUAAAAACAAACUUCGUGAACCUACGCAAUUUAAUUGUAACGUUUGGCUGCGUACCCAGUGUCGAAUAUUGAAAAAUAUUGAUUCAUAGUUUGCCGCAACCGUAGUGUACAAGUUCACGAUUGCACUUUACUCUUGCAGAGUUGACCGUCGCUAUAAAACCACAACACUUGAGGCACAGGCAUCAGUUCCGUAAGGAUCAUUAGUAGACCACCACGGCACCUCCUCCACAAAUAUGGCUUUUGUAUUCAAGUUCCUCACGCCGAUAGCGUUUGCAACAGUAGUGCUAUCAGGGAAGGCGCCGCCUGGUGGAUACUCGUAUAGUCGCUUCAGUGGGCCAGUCAGCGGUCAAAUCGUAGAGGUUCAAGUGCCUGCUGCACAAGGUGUACCAGCCCAACAACAUGCCGACUAUGGCUACGAUCACCAAACAGGACAAAUUCACCCAGACACAGCCAAAUACGCCCAUCUGAAGACUGUUGAUUAUGUUGCUAAACCAGACUACCAGUACUCUUAUGGCGUAGAAGACCCUCACACGGGCAAUCUUCAGAACCACAAAGAGCAUCGCGACGGUGACGUCGUUCGAGGAGAAUACUCCUUGGUUGAACCCGAUGGCUCAAUUCGUCUUGUACGGUAUACUGCUGAUCCAAAGAAUGGUUUUCAGGCUACAGUACACAAGAAAGCUGGAGGCCAACAACAACAGCCUGUGCACUAUGGACACCCGAAGCAAGAAGAUGACUCCAGAGAAUACUAGUCUCAAUGUUAUUUAGUUAAGUGUUUUGUAGAUUGUUGAUUAUUUAUUAGUGUUUUGAUAAAUAAAAGAAGGAAUAAAAUCA